GGUUAGAUCGGAAGAGAGAAGCUGGAAGAGAGAAACCCCAAAAACACAAGAUCUUCAUUCGAAACGACCCUUCGAAGGUACGACAAGACAAGCUAAAAAAAUGAUUGCAGCUCAAGACAUAGCGAUCGGCAUCAAGCUGGGCACCACCUAUUCCUCUGUGGGGAUUUUCCAGCACGGGAAAGUAGAAAUCUUUCCCAACGACCAGGGCAGCAUGACCACCCCCAGCUUCUGCCCCGAGGAGAUCUACAUGGUCCUGGGGAAGAUGAAGGAGAUUGCAGAGGCCUACCUGGGACAAAAGGUGUCCAAUGCUGUCAUCACGGUCCCAACGUACUUCAGUGACCUCCAGCGACAGGCCACUAAAAACGCGGGUGUCAUCGCGGGACUCAAUGUCCUAAACAUUAUUAACGAGCCCACGGCGGCUGCCAUCGCUUAUGGUCUGGAAAAAGGCAAUUCAGAGGAGAGGAACGUCCUGAUAUUUGACCUGGGUGGGGGCACCUUCAACGUGUCCAUCCUCACCAUCAAAGACCACGCCUUUAAGGUCAAGUCUACGGCCAGCAACUACCAACUGGGUGGAAAGGACUUUGACACUCACAUGGUGAAACACUUUGUGGAUGAGCUCAAAAAGAAGCACACAAAGGACAUCAGCCAGAACAAGACAGCCUUGAUGAGGCUACGCACAGCUUGUGAGAGGGCCAAGAGGGAACUGUCCUCCAGCUCCCAGGCCAGCAUUGAGCUCGACUCUCUGUUUGAGGGCAUCGACUUCUACAGCUCCCUCACCAGGGCUCGCUUUGAGAAGCUGUGCUCCGACCUGUUCAGGGGAACCUUGGAGCUAGUAGAGAAAUCCCUGAGGGAUGCCAAACUAGACAAGGAGCAAAUCCAUGACGUCAUCCUGGUGGGAGGCUCCACCCGAAUUCCCAAAAUCCAGAAGCUGCUUCAAGACUUCUUCAACGGCCAAGAGCUGAAUAAGAGUAUCGACCCGGACAAGGUUGUGGUUCAUGGUGCUGCCAUCCUCUCGAGCGACACCUCUGACAACGUUCAGGACCUGGUGCUGGUGGAAGUGGUGCCUCUGUCCCUGGGUAUCAAGACGGCCGGAGGUGUCAUGACGGCCCUGGUCAAACGCAACACCACCAUCCCCACCAAGCAGACCCAGACUUUCACCACCUGCUCCAACAACCAGCCUGGCAUUGCAAUUGAGGUCUACGAAGGAGAGAGAGCCAUGACCAAGGACAACAACCUGCUGGACACGUUUGAGCUGACGGGGAUCCCGCCUGCACCACAAGGCGUCGCACAGAUCGAGGUCACCUUUGACAUCGACGCCAACGGCAUUUUGAACGUGUCUGCGGUGGACAAGAGCACGGGCAAAGAGAACAAGAUCACCAUCACCAAUGAUAAGGGCCGACUGAACAAAGAAAAGAUCGAGAGGAUGGUGCAGGACGCAGAGAAAUACAAAGCCGAGGAUGACCUUCAGAGGGACAAAAUCGCAGCCAAGAACUCCCUGGAGUCCUACGCCUUUACCAUGAAGAGCAGCGUGCAGGACGACAACCUGAAGGACAAAAUCAGCGAGGAGGACAAGAAAAAUGUGGUGGAGAAGUGUGACGAGGUCUUCGCUUGGCUGGAGAACAACCAGCUGGUUGAUAAGGAGGAGUACCACCACAAGCAGAAAGAGCUGGAGAAAGUGUGCAACCCCAUUAUCAGCAAAAAAACCAAAAAGCUCA
Pundamilia nyererei is the source of this 1715-nucleotide messenger RNA. RefSeq names its product heat shock 70 kDa protein 1-like. Gene Ontology annotation, molecular function: ATP-dependent protein folding chaperone; ATP binding. The record is from RefSeq and is a predicted model, not a curated record. The annotation marks the transcript as partial. The transcript has 2 exons. NCBI's taxonomy places the organism in Eukaryota, Metazoa, Chordata, Actinopteri, Cichliformes, Cichlidae.